This is a messenger RNA of Engraulis encrasicolus (European anchovy), 4465 nucleotides long. RefSeq names its product RNA binding motif protein 27 (gene rbm27). The record is from RefSeq and is a predicted model, not a curated record. NCBI's taxonomy places the organism in Eukaryota, Metazoa, Chordata, Actinopteri, Clupeiformes, Engraulidae. Bases 151 to 3591 code for a protein of 1146 amino acids. Gene Ontology annotation, molecular function: RNA binding; metal ion binding. Gene Ontology annotation, cellular component: nucleus. Gene Ontology annotation, biological process: mRNA processing. The transcript has 21 exons.
AAAGCAGUUUGUCCGACCGACGUGCAAGUGACUAACACCAGCUAGUUAGCUAGCAAAGGCCCGAAUUUAGUAAUUUUAGCAUUAGACGAUGAAAGUAGGAAUAUACAAGAAGACAGCCUGUUUAUAGUCUGCAUCAAAGUUGUCGUAACGAUGAUUAUAGACAAUGUUGACGCUCUGAAGUCGUGGCUUGCGAAACUGUUGGAACCAAUUUGUGACGCUGACCCCUCUGCAUUGGCCAACUACGUGGUGGCUCUAGUGAAGAAAGACAAACCAGAGAAAGAGCUGAAAGCCCUCUGCGCUGACCAGCUGGAUGUAUUCCUUCAGCAAGAAACGGCAGGGUUUGUUGAUAAACUCUUUGAAAGUUUGGGGACAAAAAAUUAUAUUGCGAAGCCUCAGGUGAAACAAGAGUCAAAAGAGGAGCCCAAACCAGCUGUGCCGAAGUCUGAAGAGAAGAAAGACGAGAAGGAGAAAGAAAAGGGCAAGGAGGAAGAGGCCAAUCACGCAGAAGAUGCACGUGAAGUCAGAAGGAGGAGGAGUCCUCUGAGGAACCGCUCUGACUUUAACGAGUCGAGGAGUCGAGAUGAUCGGCGGCGCGGUGCAGACUGGAAGCGGCGAGACGUGGAGCGGCACGGGAAGGGUGGCGAGUCGUACCGUGAGCGACACGAGAGGCGGCGGGGGAGCUCGCGGGGACGCAGCCGGAGCAGGAGCCGCAGUCGCAGCCGGAGCCGCAGCAACAGUCGCAGCCGCAGUGGCAGCCGGGGACGCGGCCGAGGUACACACACAGGGAUGGAGCACUGGUCCAAAUUCGAGCAAGAGAGAAAGGAGCAGCAGGCUGCCUACAACCCCACACCUGCCCCUGGUGGCCAGGGCGCCAUGGGGAACCCCCCUCCUCCUCAUGCGCCCCCCUCCUACAUGAUGUCCAUGAAUCCCCCUCCUCACCAGUUCUCCUCCUCCAACGCCUCCUCUUCCUCUAGAGGCCCCCCGCCACCGUCGCAGCAGCCUGUCCCCCCCGGCACCAUCCCCAUGCCUACGACGGCUCGGCAGCCAGACAACGCCACCACGGAGAGCUGGUCCAGUUACUACCUGAGCAAGGACAAGGGCAAGACGCCAGACGGCAGCCCGCUCAAGAAGCAACGCUGCAGGGACUACGACGAGAAAGGCUUCUGCGUGUCCGGUGACCUCUGUCCGUUCGACCAUGGCAACGACCCGCUGAUCGUGGACGACGUCAUCCUGCCCACCAUGAUCCCGUUUCCGCCGCCUCCGCCGGGGAUGCCCCUCCCGCGCCUGCCCAUGCCCCCCAUGACCGAACCCCCGCCCGGCAUCCGCAUGCCCCCGCCGCAUCCGCCGCCACACGUACAGCCGCCCAUCCCGCCCAUCUUCCCCAUGCCUGGAGCACCACCCCUGAUGGCGGUCAGUGUGUCUGAGCCUCCUCCUCCUCAUCAUCCUCCUCCUCCUGGGAACUCCUCUUCCUCCUGUUCCUCCUCCUCCUCCUCUGUCCUGGCCCCUCCUGGAGUGGGACCUCCUGCUCCGGCCAGUGCUCCUCCUCCUCCUCCUCCUCCUCCCCCACCUCCUCCUCCUCCCCCUGCACCUUCUUCCUCCUCUGCUCUGCCUGUCCACCUUCAGUACUCUCUGUCUGAAUAUUCAUACGACUCAGAGGCGUACAACCCGGAGUCUCCAGGCCUGACGAGCCGGCCGCAGUACAGGCAGUUCAUCCCGCGCAUCCAGACGCAGAGGCCGUAUCUCAUCGGCCUCACCUCCAGCGAAGGCCAGGGAUCACGAGCUGCCAACAUCGUGAUCAAGACUGAGCCGUCGGUAACGAGUGCCUCCACCAGUGAGUCGUCAUGGUUCAGCUCGGACACGGAAAACCGGAAGAGGCCCAUGGGCUCCACAGAAGGUCCCCAGCACAAGAAGCCGUGGAUGGACAAGUCAAACUUUAAUUCUCAGCAUAAGCCCAGCUUCCCCAAGAAGAAUCAUUACGUCAACACCAAGCUGGAGGUGCGCAGGAUCCCCCGCGAGCUCAACAACAUCUCCAAGCUAAACGAGCACUUCAGCAAAUACGGCACGAUUGUAAAUAUUCAGGUAAUGUUUGGUGGCGAUGCGGACGCGGCGCUGAUCCAGUACACGUCCAACGAGGAGGCUCGCUCCGCCAUCUCCAGCACCGAGGCUGUGCUCAACAACCGCUUCAUCCGGGUGUACUGGCACCGGGAGCCCACUGGGGGGCAGCAGGAGCAGGGACAAGGCAGCAGCGCUGGUGGUGGUGGUGGUGGCGGUGUCGGCAGCAACAGCCAAGCCACUGGUGUUGGCACGCAGCACACAACCACGCACAAGCAACAUAACCCAGGGGCGUAUGUGCUGAAUAACACCUUCCACAAACCCCGGGCAGAGAUGCCCACAGCCAGCCAGGGGCUCCCCGACCCCAAGGCCACUAGCCCAGAGCUGCCAAUGGCUGCGACCGGAAGUCACCUGAAAGGGCCGUACACGCGCACAGUUCUCAAGCCGUCCUCCAAGUCCUUCGGGAAGACCGGCAAAGCACUUCAGGCCCAGGAGGUCAUGAAGAAGAAACAGGAAGCGAUGAAGUUACAGCAGGGCAUGAGGAAAAAGAAACAAGAGAUUCUGGAGAAGCAGAUUGAGUGCCAGAAGGUGCUGAUUGCGCGGCUGGAGACCAACAGGACUAUGAAGCCAGAAGAGCGGGCCAGCAUCAUUAAGACGCUCAACGGGCUGUCGACGAUGAUCACGGCUCUGCAGACUGAGAUCGUGGCCCUGCAGAGACCGACGGGCACAGCGCCGCCACCGGCCAUCAACAGCAGCAGCAUCAGCAGCAAUAGCAGCAAUAGCACUACCAACAGCAGCCAGCCCAAGAAUAAGACUGAUGCCCAGAAGGAACUGCUGGAUGCGGAGCUGGACAUCCACAUGAAGCUGAACUCCGGAGAGGACACGGCCACGCUCAAGAGGAAACUGGCCGAGCUGCACGCAGAGGCGACUCGUAUCGGACUUAUCCCGGCCACAGCCUCAACGACCAGUACUUCGUCUAUGUCUACGGCCACGGUAAUGGCUAUGGCUACGGCGCGACCACUACCACUGGCGGCUGCGAUAGCUGUUCCCCCCAGCGGCCGCGGCCGGGGCAUGAGGGGCCGAGGCAGGGGCCGCGGAGGGGGCCGGGGAGGGGGCAACCACAUGGUGGUGGACCAUCGCCCGAAAGCUCUACUCAUCAACGGAGUCACCACCGAGGAGAAGGAGGAACUCCGACCACACUUCAUGAAAUUCGGGGAAGUGGAAGAUGUCCGAGAUCAGGAUACAACCAGUGUUGUCAUGUCCUUCAAAACGCGGAGCGAGGCAGAGAAUGCUGCCAAUCAAGGAGCCAAGUUCAAGGGCCGGUUUCUGGAGAUCGCCUGGUACACACCCACAAAACAGCCGUCCGUAUCAUCUGAGCCAUCAGAGGAAGACUCGAAGGAAGAAACGACUAAAACGGAACACGUCAGCUCUUCCCUGCUCGCUGAAGAUGAUGAUGAUGAGGAGGAGGAGGAAGAAGAGGAUGACGAUGAUGACGACGAAGAUGGGAAAGGCCGCUCCUGGAGAAGAUGGAAUAAAUAAAAUUCAUCUUCAUCUGCCGUUUUUUUUUUAUUAUUAAAAAACACAAUCUUUUAAUUUAAGUUUUUAUGUCAGGUGGGCAGGGAGGGGUUUGGAUACUAAUGGAUGUCAAUCAAAGGAGUCCAUACACACACACACACACACACACACACACACACACACACACUUACUUGUGUCUAAAUCAGUAUUCUUUGAUUGAAGGAAAACCCUCUUUUACUGAGGGUCUAGGAAUUUUUCCACCUUAAGUGCAAAACAACCUAGUUGUGACGUGUGUGGACAACCUAUCAUUUCAGUUGUGAUAAACAGGGAUUUUUUUGGACAAAAACUGCUCUUUUGGUUACUAUGCAGUGGCCCUAAGCUCUAGAUUUGUGACUCGAAACAGAUACCCCCUCUUUCUCUUUUCUUUAAUGUGGACGUGCUCCCCCGGUCAUUUAUCCCAACAUUGAGUUGACAGGUGAGCAUGCCCCCUAACACAUUUGUUAGCUUUGGAAGUCCAACUAUAACGAAGAGCAUUGAUGAUAAUCAGGUCAAAUUUGGAUUGCUUCUCAAUAGCAAAUACUUGCACACCCUCCACCCUUCCAAUUUUCUUUUUUUUCAUUUCAGUUAAGCCCUUGCGCCACUAUGUGUAAAUAUGGUAUCCAUGGUAACCAAGGCACAGUAGCCUAUAAGCAGUGAUGUAAAAGUGUUUAAAUGAAAUCCCUAACUUGCGGUCUUGUCAUCCCAUACCAAAGACAUCUUUGGAGCAGGAUGGGUUUGUACUUAUUUGUUUUCAAAAUGUGUUGACUGUAUAGUGCCGUUUCGAAUGUAUGGGUUUUUGGUUUUACAUGUUUUUUUGUCGCCUUACAUUAUAUCAGCUGACUGCUGGAUUUGUACAAGA